GAGGACUGAGUACAAUAAUACGGGUGUUAGUUUCCACUGCAAACUGCAAUAUGCGUUUUUACAUGUGAAUUGUAAUUUUUGCAGUUUCACGAAUAGUUCUAAUAGAUGUGAUGCAACAAUGUAGAAUAUAAACAUCACAUGUUACAUUUUCGAAGAUACAUAUCUAAUAUAGAGUGAAAAAUAAAAUGGCACUCACCAAAGUCUUCUUGCCAUUUUCACCUAUUAAGGAUGAAGUCUUCUUCAGAGGAUAUCUAAAUAAAACGCAAGAAAAUACGCUUAUAUACAUAACUGAGUAUUCAAAUAUACGGGCAGAUAUUGAAAGCAAAUUUAAAAUAAGCGACGAUACUGUCAUUGGUUAUUGCAGCAGUGAACCCAUUCUAAAUUAUGUAGACAAUGAACCUAAAAACAUGAUUCUAAUUAAUCGUUGUGAUAAACCAAAAAUAAGCGAAUUAAUAAUAGACCAUAAAAAGGUGGUAGAUUGCAAAGUUAUAACAGUAAUCUAUGAUAUAAAUAAAUUGCUCAAUUCAGAGACACUGAAUAUUUCCUGUGAUGAAUUAUUGACGUUGAGAGAACAUUUAAAAAAAGAUUCUAAUGUGCCACAAACAACAUCCAAGUAUAAUCCAUAUCUAUACACUCCGUCUAUACUCUCUUCUUCCAUGUUCAUCCAACAUUGCUACAAUCAAUUGAACUUAUUGUUAUGGCUAAAGCAUAGUAUCCAAAGAGGAGAAAAAAUAUCCAUAAAACAAGGAAAUUGGAUUCUAGCGCUCAUUGUUGAUAUAAUUUUAGGCUAUUUUGUCUUAGAAAUACUGUUGUUUGAUAGAAAUGAAAUUGGAGUAUUAUUACUAGGGAUUUUGGAGAAAUUGGUAAACUCUAUGUAUUCACUCCUUAAAUGGCUUAUGGGAGCACCUGCAGGGUUAAAAUUAAAUAAUGCAUUCAACAAAAUGUUGGGUAAAUACUUCUCUUAUCAUGUGGAGUUAUGGUGGCUAUUCCUAGAUGUUUCAGGCGAGAGAUUAGACUUCAUACUGCAUAUCUAUCAAUAUUUGGGCUAUUUUGGACUUACCUUCCAAGCUGCCAUCAUUUCUGAUAUGUUGUGCAUCACUACCUUCCACUCAUAUUGCAUUUAUGUGUAUGCUGCUAGAUUAUUCAACAUACAAAUAUCUGGUUUAAUAGCUUUGUUAAGAUUAUUUGUGGGUAGGAAAUACAACCCACUGAGAGGUACCAUUGACUCCUGUGAAUAUACAAAUCAAGAAUUGUUUGUGGGAACUGUUGCAUUUACUAUAUUAUUGCUUCUGCUGCCGACAACGCUAAUGUAUUAUAUUGUUUUUACUAUGUUUCGGGUCUUUUCAUUAUUUGUGCAGUACUUGUUAGCAAAACUAAUACAUCUGAUGCAAACUUUGCCUUUGUAUGUAAUUACGCUAUGGAUAACACGAUCGCCAAAGUUAGCAGGAAACAUUUUUAUUGAAGAGCAAAAUGGCUAUGUAAGGUAUCAUUUAAUACUCAACAUGAGGCUAUUCAAUAAACCUUUGAAGGAGCUAAUGAAAACUUUUAAGCCGCCUAUCUCAAUGCCAAAGAGUAUGGAUUGGAGACAUAUUGUUUCCAGUGUAUUUACGGGAAAGCAAAUAAUAUAAGAAUCAAUUAAUUAAUCUCAAUAGUUAAGACUUUCAAUCUUGUGUACCUACUGAGGUUUAGUAUAACAUGAUAAAUAUUUGUUGUCUCUAUUCCUUCAUCAAUACUUAUAAUUUUUUCCGACUGCAACCGAAGGAGUAUACACAACCGUAUACGCAAUUUUACGCUUGUAAAUAUGUAUAUUCAUUUCUUUGGCACCCCCUACAGUCCAAAUUGACUGAACUGUUUCUUAUUCUAGCAAUACCAAAUGAAUACAGUCAGAUUUUGUGUAUUAAUGAUAAUAUUAGUUUUACAAUAGUAGAUAUAAAGUAAUAUGUAAAUGAUUGUAAAUAAAAAACAUUUUCUUU
This is a messenger RNA of Zerene cesonia (dogface butterfly), 1973 nucleotides long. It is a transcript of the gene PIG-Q, whose product is annotated as phosphatidylinositol N-acetylglucosaminyltransferase subunit Q. Lineage: Eukaryota; Metazoa; Arthropoda; Insecta; Lepidoptera; Pieridae. The transcript has 7 exons. The record is from RefSeq and is a predicted model, not a curated record. Gene Ontology annotation, biological process: GPI anchor biosynthetic process. The coding region runs from base 186 to 1628 and encodes 480 amino acids. Gene Ontology annotation, cellular component: membrane; endoplasmic reticulum.